CAAUGAAAAUUAUAUUCUUUUUGGUAGUAUUAGCUUCGGCUAAUGCUGAUUUCUACGACACUGUUUCGGGAGAAAAAAUAUCCAAAUCCACGUAUGAAGAACGGCUAAAUAUUUCCGAGGCAUGUGCGAGAAUAGUAGCUCCCUGCGAAAAAGAACAAUUCAGCCGCAUAGAUGGCACUUGCAAUAACUUCUUAUAUCCUAGCUAUGGAGCCACAUUUACACCUUGGAGAAGACUACUUUCUCCUAAUCCUCAUAAAGCUUCUGAACCAAGAGAAACAAGUGAUGGCAGACCUUUGCCUCUCAGUCGUGUUGCAGCUACCACGCUACUAUCAAAAGGACGUGUGCCCAGCUUAGAAUUCACGAAUCUCGUUCCCAAUUAUUGGCUAUUGUCUAUUACUGAUAUAGCUUUUCCUCAAGAUACUGGUAACUAUAUGUCCCAUUCAACC
Messenger RNA from Hyposmocoma kahamanoa, 446 nucleotides. Its product is annotated as peroxidase-like. The transcript is spliced from 3 exons. NCBI's taxonomy places the organism in Eukaryota, Metazoa, Arthropoda, Insecta, Lepidoptera, Cosmopterigidae. The record is from RefSeq and is a predicted model, not a curated record. Gene Ontology annotation, molecular function: peroxidase activity; heme binding. The annotation marks the transcript as partial. Gene Ontology annotation, biological process: response to oxidative stress.